Alternaria viburni is the source of this 1050-nucleotide messenger RNA. RefSeq lists its product as uncharacterized. The record is from RefSeq and is a predicted model, not a curated record. The transcript is spliced from 2 exons. NCBI's taxonomy places the organism in Eukaryota, Fungi, Ascomycota, Dothideomycetes, Pleosporales, Pleosporaceae. The coding region runs from base 1 to 1050 and encodes 349 amino acids.
AUGUCUGUUGUCUGCGAUUUCUCGUUCCUGUGGGUGAGACUAGCCUAUAUGUGGUUGUUCCAAAUGGGACAACCUGAUUUGAGCUUGCUGGGCGAGAUCAGUAGCAUUGAUCCUGACAGGGAUGGCAUCUGCCCGAACUUCAACAUGGAGGAUCCAGUGGUCAAGAAUGGAGGAAGACCCGAAGUAGUCAGGACGUGGUACUGUCUGCAAGAUCCAAAGACUGGGUCGCUGGUCGAAGAGAUGACAGCCUGUUCAUUCUGCGUGGCGCACAUAAACGUCCUCUUUCCCUGCCUCAAGCGCAUAUUUGCACCGAUUGCAAACGGGCAAAGGCUUCUCGCUACCUGCGAUCUAAUGACCCAGGGAAAUGGCCAACAGCGGUGUGUCGAGAUUGUUGAUCAGAUGGCCGCCGUUGCGCAAAGUACUCUUGAAACGAAGACACGAGACACUACACCACUGAUCGAUUUCGUCAAGAAAUGGGGUCCAAUUCCUGCCUGUCAACAAGGGAAAUUGGUCUCGGGCCAAAAGCAGUACAGCUUCCCUUCUACGGUUCCGGAGUUCACCGCCUGCGAAGAGUGCUACCUCAGACACAUCGAACCUUUGUACUCUCAGUCACCCCAACCAGCGAUCCUCGCGCAGCUUGAGGAGCAAGAGGCAAAACCCGGGGGCUUCCUGUGUGAUCUCUUUUCACCACGUCUCCAGUCCUACUUCACAGACGCCAGUCGUACAAACGACAUCUCCACCUUCCGCCAAAAGCUCAUGACGCGAAACAACAAGAUGCAAGAAAUUGAGAUUCAGCUUCGGCGUAUGAAGCAGGAGAUUCAGCAAUUUAAAGCGCAGGAGAGAAUGCACAGGAAUCAGAUGAUUGUUGCGCAGUCGCAGGCCAGAAUCCGCAGUACACAAUGGGCUGUCAGCGGCUGGAGCGCACCGCCGAUUGAUUGGGGUAUAACAAACGUGGAGAUGGCGAAGGCAAAUGAGAAAGCGAUGCAAGCUGCCAUCCUCCAGGACAGCAUGACGGACUUGGAAAACGAAUGGAUUAGAUACUGGAAAUGA